AUGGCAGAUGUCGAACACAGAACUGACUGGUGGUGCAGUGUGUUUUUGCGCGCUAGAAGGACUACUGUUCCCAGCGGAACGCCAGCUGCGAAGUGCAGGCUGCAGCUGCCACCAAGCAACUUAGCAAACCUGACGCUGCUUGGCAGGUUGCAACGUGGCUGCAGGCUUAUGUGUCACUGGGUGUCUCAGGUGGUGCGUGUCUCUGCACGCCAUUCCUCAAUGAUGCCGGUCCCGGAGCGACGCAAAAAAUGGACUUGGAGGUCCAGCAAGUUGAAGCUUGCUCGCGCCUCGAGAGAUCUUGAGAUGGCAAAUGGCAAACGCAGCGUUGACUGGUGGCACACUUCGUUUUGCCGCUCGCAGGAAAGGCUGUUUUUGGUAGAAUCCAGCUGCCUCGCGUUGGCUUCCAAGCAACUUGGCCACACCGCUGCGCAGGUUGCAGAGUGGCUGCAGGCCCAGGCAAUACUGGAGUGA
Molecule: messenger RNA, 471 nt
Organism: Effrenium voratum
Lineage: Eukaryota; Dinophyceae; Suessiales; Symbiodiniaceae
Source: the annotation of a GenBank genome assembly